Polychytrium aggregatum is the source of this 3675-nucleotide messenger RNA. Its product is annotated as male sterility protein-domain-containing protein. NCBI's taxonomy places the organism in Eukaryota, Fungi, Chytridiomycota, Chytridiomycetes, Polychytriales. The record is from RefSeq and is a predicted model, not a curated record. The coding region runs from base 352 to 3573 and encodes 1073 amino acids. The transcript has 11 exons.
CUGCAAUGGGUCGCAUCUGCCGGCGCUGCAUCGGUGCAUCUGCAUGCAUCUGCAUGCAUCUGCCCACCCCGGCCCGUAUCGGCAGCGUCCAUCUGGGCAGACAGGAUGUCCGGCUCUCCAGGGACUGGUCGAGUGGUCGGUUUGCUCGCCUUGAGGCACUCUUCGAGACAUCGACCAGCACCCCGAACGUGGACCUGAGAAGAUAAGGCUGGCAGCCGAGUCGAGCCGAGCCAAGCACCGCCAUCGGUCCUGCUCGCCGAGUGACCCAUCCAUAUAUCGUCCGGCCGCACUGCCCUCCCCCGGGUCGCUUGUCUCUGCCUCUGCCUCUACUGCUGCUGCUGCCCAGGACCCAUGCUUGCCAAGUGCUUUGCCUGCCUCCCUCUCCGGCGACCCGACCAGCGAACCAUUCUCGUGCGGGAGAGCGAUUUCAUCCGGCCGCCGCUCUCGUCGCAGGAGCACUCCAUCCGCCCGUCGUCGCCUUCGACCAAAUUCGGCCCCUGGCACCACCCCCUUGAGACCUUUGUCAAUAUGGCAGCGCACGAGCCCGACUGCCUCAUGGUCUCGACGCUGGAGAGCGGCGAGCUGCAGCAGUACACCUAUCGCCAAGUCUGGGAUCGGGCAUACUCGAUCGCCCAGGGUCUGAAGGAGCUGGAGGUCUGGUCUCCGGGACUUGACGUUGUGGGCCUGCACUGCGAGCCCGAGGCGCACUGGGUGUUCUUCACUCUGGCACUCUGGAUCCUGGGGAAGAAGCCGAUCUACUUUGCCCUCAACUGGUCUGCCUCUGUCCGCAAGAUCGUGAGCGACAGGCUGCGCGUCAGGGUCAUCCUCUAUGCCUGCACCAAGCCUGGCCGCAUCGACGGCGUUCAAGCCAUCGACGGGACCCAGUUUCCGCUGCUGAACAGAGUCCCAUUCCCAUCGUUGGAGAUCUGUGCUCCGGUGCAGGAAUGCAUCGCUUAUGCAGCGACAUCUGGAACCACAGGCGUGCCCAGAACAUACCCGAUUCCUCAUCGCGCCGCCAUCAGCGUCGUUGACAAUUGGCCCCGACUCUACGGAUCGAUGGGAGUGACUCAGGCUCCUUCCUUUGGCGGCUCGGGGCUCGGUACCAUCGUACCGACCCCGUACCUCAAAGGCUCGCUCUGGUUUCCAAAGCCUACACAGAGCGUUACUGAGCGUGCGCGCGAGUUGAUGAGACUCUUUGAUGCUGGACUCGAGAUUGCGUUCAUGACGCCUUCGUUCGUCAAAUUCUUCUUCAAGAUUGUCAUUUCCGACAGACAAAGCGCCCAGUGGCCGUUCGUAACACGGAUCAUCAUGGGCGGUGAAGUCAUUCAGACAAGCGUCGUUGACCUGGUGAAGAGGCACAUGCCGAAUGCCAGCAUACGCUGCGUCUAUGGCUCAGCCGAGACCUCCAUCAUUCAGCUGUUUGUCUUUUCGACGAUCGAGCCCCAGGAUCCCACUCCUGAGACGAUCGUCUACACUGCCAACAAUCCAAAGCACCGGUGCAUCCUUCUGGAUGAGCAGGGCCGCUUGAUCAACACCGUCGAGCGCAAACGCGGGAUUCUAGGCUUUGCCUUGCCCAAGGACGACCCCAUUCAGCGACACCCAAACUUCCAAGAUUCGGACAACGCACACCCACUAACGGCCUUUGGAUUCCUCGAUGACGGAUCGCCCCGGGUCUGCACUAUGGAUGAAGUCGAGCUCCUCGGCGAGAACAAGUUUACCGUGAUCGGCAGAUAUGGAAGAAAAGUCAGAGUCAAUGAUACAGUACUGGACCUGCAGAUGCUCGAGGACCAGCUCCUCAAACAGAUCGGAACCAUCGCCAUCGACUGCAGCUUUGUGCUGGCGCCAGACUCCCAAAUCGUGCUCCUGUACGCCCCAAAGAAGGUGUCCGGCACCCCGCUCACCUCAAAACAGAUCUUGGACAUGGUCGAGACCAUCUUCAAGUACCAGAACCUGCCAAAGUUUUCUAUCAGUCGCUGUCUCGAGCUGGAAGAGCUGCCGUUCAGCGAGUCCGGUAAACGCGACAUGCAGAUUCUCAAGAACAUUGUCGCCCGGGCCGAUGUCUACGAGCUGGCAACAUCGUUUCCGUUGCUGCCAUCGGACAUAUCGCUCCGAACGCAGAUUGCGCGCAAAGUGUCGCACCUGGGAUGCUGCAUCCUCGAGAUUGCCCUGCUCGAUGGACGCGACUACGACAUCUGCAGCGUCGGUUUUGAUUCCAUCUUAACGGCGCGCCUGUCGCUGACGCUCAAGGACGAGUACGGCGUCGAUGUCAACCCGUUUGUGCUGCUGUCGCCUGGAGUCACCCCUCUCCAGAUUGCCGACAUGAUCGUCGAGGCCACUGCCCAUGGGAAAAUGGCACCCAGGCUUCCUACGCUCGACCUGGCCAAGGAAGUUGCAAAGUACGACGACAAGACGGUCUCGGGAGCAUCGCUUCAGCCAUUCCGAUUCUCAGCCGCCCCAAACAAGAUCCUCCUGACAGGUGCGACGGGGUUCCUUGGGUCUUUUAUCCUGUCCGAGCUGAUGGCGUCGUUUCCAAGGUCCAAGAUCGCAUGCCUCGUGCGAGCCGCUGACGACACCGAGGCAACACAGAGACUCUGGAAGGAUGUCAAGAUUGCGACAAUGUCCGCAUCGCCGCGAGAAAACAGCGGUUCGGAGUACAGCGAGCGCAUCGAGGCUUACGCCGGCAAUCUCAGCUCCGAGCACUGGGGCCUGAGUCCAGAGAAGUGGAGGCAUCUCGCCGAAAGCGUGGAAUUGAUCAUUCAUCUGGGAGCAGAGGUCUAUCGCGCAUGCUCAUACGACAAGCUCGUCAAAACCAAUGUUCUCGGAACGCUCACAGCCCUGCGACUGGCCACCACUUGCCGCUUGAAGGCCGUGCACUACAUCUCGACGAUGGAUGCUCUUCCGUGGUCCACCAAGGCGUCGCAAGAGAUCUUCCAAGAGAAAAUGUAUUCGGACUGGAGCGUCUCGGGCGGAUACGCCCAGACCAAGUGGGUGGCCGAGCAUCUCGUCGACCGAGCCCACGCCCGGGGCGUACCGGCGACGAUCAUUCGGCCCAGCGGAAUCGUGGGCGACACUAUCUUUGGUGUUUGCAACAAAGACGAGUAUAUCUGGAAGUACGUCAAGGGAUGCAUCCAGCUGGGCGUGGUUCCUGUCGCCGACAGCAACGUCAAUUUGAAUCUGGAUCCGGUUGACUAUGUGGCCAAGGCCGUCGUUGCGAUUGCCGGCUCGCAGGCAGCCCUAGACCAGUACAUAUUCCACAUCAACGAUCCGAUGAGAAGAUUCACGGAGGAGGAUCUGUUCCAGAUUGUGCUGGAUAUGGGCUGGCCCAUUCGCUUCGAUACCCGCGAGACCUUUGAGCAACUAACGUCAAGCCCAGACUGUCUUGAAUCGCAUUCGCUUCUUCCGCUUCUCCACUAUAUCCCCCGGAGAACAUUCGUCGGUGACAAUGCGCACACACGAUCGGUUUUUGCGUCGGCGGGCCCGCCCAUGUUCAAAGCGAUCCGCCGGAGCCUUGCCUAUCUCGUCGAGGCCGGUUACCUGCCGGUUCCGCCGACGCAGAGGGCGCAACGGGAGUGAAAGUGCGACGGACCGACUGGCCUCUCGUUGCCGUCUCGGCGUGACGCUGAUUGACACAUCGUCGACAGUGCUGCCGGUGCCCAAUAUACGAUAUGGCUUCCA